Thamnophis elegans (Western terrestrial garter snake) is the source of this 2688-nucleotide messenger RNA. RefSeq lists its product as uncharacterized. The transcript has 4 exons. Lineage: Eukaryota; Metazoa; Chordata; Lepidosauria; Squamata; Natricidae. The record is from RefSeq and is a predicted model, not a curated record.
AUGGCCACGUUAAAUUUCGCGCCAUUCAACUAUGGCUCUGAGACAUGGGAGUCUUACACGGCUCGGUUUGAAUGUUUUUUGGUCGCACACGACCUCACCGAGCUGACGGACGAGCGGAAAUGCGCGUUUUUCUUGUCCGUUUGUGGCACAGACGUUUUCCACACAGCCAGGGCUCUCACAGCUCCUGACCCCAUCAAGGCCGUUCCGUGGCCCGUGCUGAUGGCAAAGCUGACGAGCCGUUAUGCUCCGUCCCCGUCCAAAAUAGCCCGCCGGCACGCGUUCCAUCAGCGAAGCCAAGCUGAGGGGGAGUCCGUUAGCGCAUACGUUGCUGCCCUACGAUCGGCCGCCCUCCACUGCGAGUUCCGGGAUUUGGAUGAAGCUCUCCUCGACCGCCUGAAGAUUCAACUGACGGUUACGUUAGAAGGGAAGCCCUGUGAGAUGGAGCUCGACACCGGUUCCGCAACGUCCAUAGUGUCGUGGAGCACAAUCAAACGCCUUUUGCCGCAGCUAUCCAAACGCCAGCUACAAGACUGUCAUCUCACAUUAAGAGACUAUCAGGGCAACCUGAUUCCAAUAAUUGGCACCCGUAAGGUCAGAGUGCAGUUCAAGGGGUUUGACGGCCGGUUACCCCUCAUCAUAGUCGAGGGACGGCUGCCCAGCCUUCUUGGUCUUGACUGGUUCCAGUCCCUGGGUCUGCAGAUCAGCGGAAUCCACCACCUCAGCGCAACUGCACUCGAUUGCCUGGUUAACGAGUUUCCAGCUGUAUUUGACGGCACCCUAGGCAAGUACACAGGCACACCAGUUUCUUUUAACCUUGACCCGUCAGUACAGCCGGUGCGAAUGAAGCCUCGCCGAGUGCCCAUCGCACUCAAACCGAAAGUGGACGCUGAGUUGGACAGGCUGGUGGCUCAAGGCGUCUUGGAGCCAGUGGACCAUGCCCGGUAGGAAACACCCAUUGUGUUACCCAUCAAGCCAGAUGGCAGCGUAAGGAUUUGCGCUGACUACCGCUGCUCGAUCAACCGUGCCUUGCCGUCCAACGCAUACCCGGUGCCAGUGGUCCAACAUUUACUGCACACCUUGGGCGAGGGGACUGUUUUCGCGAAGCUCGACCUCGCCCAAGCCUAUCAACAGCUGGUAGUGGACGAUGAAGCAGCGGAAGCACAGACGAUUAUCACACACCGGGGCGCUUUCCGUUGCCGCAGACUGCAGUUUGGGGUCAGCAUUGCCCCAGGACUGUUCCAGAGUUUGAUGGAGCGGUUGCUCCAAGGACUCCGAGGCGUCGUCCCCUACUUUGACGACGUCCUCGUAUCAGCCACCUCCAUGGACGAACUCAUGGCCCGUUUGCGCUUGGUUCUCCAACGUUUCCAACAAGUGGGACUGAAGGUUAAGAGAGACAAGUGCCAGGUUGCGGUAUCCCAGAUAGAAUUCCUUGGUUUCCUUAUCGAUGGCAGUGGCAUCCACCCCACGGCUGCCAAAAUCAAAGCCAUCCUGGAGGCCCCUGCUCCAACUAACAGAGCUGAAUUACAGGCCUUUUUAGGCCUACUCAAUUUUUACGCUGUCUUCCUUCCACAUAAGGCAAUGGUAGCUGAGCCACUUCAUCGCCUCCUAGAUUCAGGUGCCCCCUGGGUUUGGGGCCGCCGAGAGGCCUCCGCGUUCCUAGCUGUCAAACACCUGCUCAUCUCCAACGAUGUCCUAGUGCAGUACAGCGAACACUUGCCCCUCGUGCUCGCUUGUGACGCUUCACCCUAUGGAGUGGGCGCCGUUCUCUGUCACCAGCUACCCAGUGGGGCAGAGGUGCCAGUCGCCUAUUUUUCCCGCACGCUUUCUGCCUCUGAACGCAACUACUCGCAAAUUGACAAAGAGGCUCUAGCCAUUGUGGCCGGGGUUCGCCGCUUCCAUCACUAUUUGUAUGGCCGCCCCUUCCAAAUUGUCACUGAUCAUAAGCCCCUACUGGGUUUGCUGGCCGGAGAUCGGCCUGCCCCACAGGUCCUAUCUCCACGCAUGACUCGUUGGUUUGUGUUCCUGGCUUCCUACGACUAUCUGUUGCACCACCGACCGGGGAAGCAGAUCGCUCAUGCCGACGCACUCAGCCGUUGCCCCCUGCCAGAAGCUGAUGAAGACCCUGCUGCUGUGGCCCCUGUGUUCCUUAUCGACGACCUCAACCUUCCAAUCUCUGCCGCCGACAUCGCCCGGUCAUCCGCAAGGGAUCAGGUAAUAUCCCGGGUGCUAGAUUGGGUUAGGCGAGGGUGGCCGAAAGACCCCGUAGACCCCAUUUUCCUGCCCUUCAAAGCACGCCUGGCGGAGUUCUCCGUCCAGCGCGGCUGUUUACUAUGGGGCCAUAGAGUAGUCGUGCCUGCCUCACUGAGGACUACUGUCCUGCGGCAGCUGCAUUACGCACAUCCCGGAAUUGUCCGGAUGAAAGCCCUAGGCAGAAGCUACGUCUGGUGGCCCAAGCUUGACCAAGACAUAGGGGAGGCAGUGUACGCCCGGAAUUAUGGAGGGCAUCCCUUGUGGCUACCGGGCGUAAUAACUGACCAGACCGGGCCCUGCUCCUACAGGGUCAGGCUCCUCAACGGCAGAGUCUGGAAACGCCACUGCGACCAGUUGCGGAGCAGGCGCCAACCACCAACAAGCCAGCAGCCGUCAACCGACCUACCCAGUCUGACAACCCCGACGGACAACCAUUGA